GUAAAUAAUUCAGUAUAGCGCAUGACACCGCGCGGACUGGACGUGUGUCAUUGACGACGAAUUUUAUUAGCAUACGUGAUCGUAAAUGUUAUAUUUUUAUUUUUGAAAGAAAAUCCAGUUUUGUUUUUGUCAGGAUAUCGAAGUGUUUUACGGUGUUAACAGUCUUAUUUUGAAUUUGUGCUCGUCAUUUCGGAAUACAAGUUGCUUCUAUUUGGUUGUGGAUCUGGCUGUGAUUCUUUCCUUGGUUACAUUGUGGUAAUAUAGUGUAGCUGUAGCGUUCUAUUACGAGAAAUAUCAGUUGUAUAAAUAAAACCAAAUAUUUUGAAAUUGGAAUUGUUUUAAAAUAGCGAGCUGUCAAACUGUGACAGUUGAGUUCCCGCUAAAAAGUGCGUUCGCAUACAGUGUCAAAAGUGAAGGUCAGUGACGUGCGACGCGUAUGAAAAGGUAACGUGAGGGGAGUUUUGCGUGGUCCGAGCGUUGUUGUGCCGUGAUAGGUGUAUCGGUGCGUCGCCAAUGCGGCGGCGGCGUGUGCAGAAUGUCGCCGCCGCGGGCGCUGCUGGCGGCGUUGCUGAUAUGUCAGUUGCUGUCGUACGGUGGCCACCAAGGACUCACCAAGAUAUUUUACACGUUACCUGACACCGGGCAACCUCCCGUUCUCAUCUCUCUAGGAGAGAAUGCCAAAUUGGAACUUAAGAAUCCCGACGAACUUUUGUUCGUCAACGAUUCCGAUCAACACAAUGAUACGAAGUCGUUUAUUAUUGUGGAUAAGGAUGCAGUAGAGGAGGAAAAGAUUAGCAAGACAGACGAUGGGAAAGAUGGCGCCGAGCAGUGGCCUGUAAUCAAAUCAAAAUCUAUGCACGAAAUGAGACAAACAGAUGAUGCAUUUCAAACUACCACACCUUUGUCAACAGAUGAAAGCUCAACAGAAUCUCAACAAGAUGAACCAAAGGCCAUUGAAAACAUUCCAGUGAAACCAGAGACGCCACAAGAAGAUAUCCCAUCUUUCUCAGAAUGGGCACAGAAGCAGCUCGCAGAAGCUGAGAAAAAAGACACAGUACUCAAUCACUCGAGUCAACCUAGUCAUAGUAAUACAAAUUUUAGUAGUAAAAGCACGAAAUUACGAUCGAAAAAUUAUGCUUCGCUGGUUUGUGGCGCUAAAAUUGUAGCUGUAAAUCCAGAAGCUGGUUCGGCCAGUUCCAUUUUAUCUCCCAAUAGAGAUGAAUAUAUGCUCAAUACGUGCAACAGUCGCAUUUGGUUCGUGGUAGAGCUCUGCGAAGCUGUUCAGGCUCAGAAAAUAGAAAUUGCUAAUUUCGAGUUGUUCUCCUCUACUCCCAAAGACAUCGCUGUGUAUUUUAGCGAUCGGUUCCCAACCAGGGAAUGGGCCAGCGUCGGUCAGUUUACCGCCAAAGAUAUGAGAGACGUGCAAAGUUUUGAUUUAUACCCGCAUUUGUUUGGGAAAUUCAUCAAGGUAGAAAUGUUAUCGCAUCACGGUUCCGAACAUUAUUGUCCUAUUUCGUUGUUCAAAGUUUACGGCACAUCAGAAUUCGAAGUAUUGGAGAAGGAAAGUUCACAACAUAUAGCUCACAUUGAUGAAGACGAAGACGAUGAAAUAAUAGACGUUCCCGACUUACCUGCCGCGGAAACGGAGCCUUCAAAAAAUUUAUUCGGCUCUGCGAGAGACGCUGUCAUGUCUAUAAUGAAGAAAGCCGCACAAGCGUUAGUCAAAACGGAAGUUCCUAAAAAUAUGUCUUCUGAACACAACGACACAUCAACAGACAAGAUGUACAAACGGUGUUGUUCUCCCAGCCAUAUAAUUGUAUGUGAUAAUUGCAGUGAGACGCUUUACAAUGAAGUGUAUGAACUGAUUAGUUGUAGUUCGGACAAGUUAGUCAGUUUAGUACGCCAAGUGUUCCUACGGGAGACUUUAAAGUGUACAGGAAUUUGCCAACUCUUCGGUUUAGAUUUUAAAAGUACAAAGACUAUUGAAUUUAGUGAAGAACGCGUCGCAUACAUGAACGCUUUAUUUCCUAAAAAGUAUUUAGCUGCACUGUGUAAUAUAUUAGCUAUUAAAGAAAAAAAGGUUGUAUUAAAUACGAGUUUUGAAAGUGAAUUAAACGCUACAAGUAAUGCAACUAUUGACGAAUCACCACAAAAUGUGAACAGUGAAACAAAUUCUGAACAAGAAGUUAAAUUGGUCCCCAGUAAGGAUAAUAGUUCUACUGAAAAUAAAGAUAUUAACGACACCUUACCGUCAGAAGAAAAACCGAUUAGUUCAGAACAGAAUAUUGACAAUAAUCCAAAAACUAUAGAAUUACCCAAAGGGGAUAAUGAUAAAUUGGAAGAGAAAGCAGAGGAACCUACACCUGUUGUGGAUGAUGUUAUUUCAGAGCAACCAACAGAAACUGUUAUAGCGGAAGCGGAUAAAUCUACUGAUGUAAAUGUAGAGAAUGAAAGCAAAGAUGCUGUUAUAAAAAAUGAAAAAAACGGUAAGGUGGAGUCUGUCACAGAAAGAAGUAAGGAUAUACUUCCAAAUGUCGGUGAUGAUAUAAAUGAUCAAAUUUUGAUUGACAGCGAUAAUUUCAUGUCAGAACUUGACCAAAUGGCAGUCGAUCCAACGCCUGCAGGUCAGACUACGCAGAAUCAGAACCAGGCUCAGGCUACAUUACAGAAAGAAUCAGUAUUCCUGCGGUUGUCAAACAGGGUUAAGACAUUAGAGCGAAAUAUGUCACUUUCGGGGCAAUAUCUUGAAGAGUUGAGCAGGCGAUAUAAGAAACAGGUCGAAGAAAUGCAAAAGACCUUCGAGAAGACGGUCGCGCAGAUGAGCGAAGAAAGACGAAAGAGCAACGAGAGAGAACAAAAGUAUCUAGAACAGAUGACAAGCUUGCAGGAGCAACUCACACAGAUGGCGUCGGCAUUAAACACGCUCAUGGAAGACAGGGACAGCUGGUUUGGCAAUGUGACGUUCUUCAAGUUUAUCAUAUUCCAAUGUCUAAUAAUGACUGGAGCCUUCUACUACAUGAAAAGGAGACGUAAACCGGAACAGAUACUCGUGCCAAUCAUGAAGAAAACCAAAAAGAAACAGGACAAGUUUAGAAGAAAAUCUGUAGAGGGUGUCAGUGGUCACGCAACGCCAUCGGCGAAGAAGCGAAGGCCAAGCGAAGAGGCGUUACAGAUAGCACGCCAGUCUGCAGAAGAUGUGGACGAGUUUGACGGAGAAUGGCAAGUAGCUAGGAAGAAUAGAAGAAGGAAAACAUCAAUAAUACACCGAAAUGCAGAAGACCCCAAAGCGAACUGGGGCAGACAAGACAGCAUUAGAAAACUGCAAGACAAUCCCAUAGCGCUGGAUGAAGACGAGUUCUUCGCUCCUGUAACGGAACCGAAAGUGUUCAACGAGAGUACAGCCACAAAUCCACCAAAAAAGGAGUUACCAAAAACGAAUGGAUCAUUCUUUAAUAGUUUGAAAACGAAAACGAUGAAGACGAGACGGCUGUCGUCGCCGGCUUUUCUCAAAACGUUUAGUAGACAGAGCAGCAGAAGCACGCCCAGUCCGGUCGUGAGAAAUUUGGAGCCAAUUUUCAAUGGGAAAAUGAGCAAAAAGGCCGCCUCGGAGUCCCCAACUGGAAGCCUGUGGUCCGAGUCCACGGAAAUCUCACAAAACGGCCAACAAGACAACGAAAGUGGCGGCAGCAAGAAGAAGAAAAGCUUGAAAAAUAUGCUGAGGAAAGUGUUUUGAGGACUUUAUUAGUUUUAAUGAAUUAUAUGCAAUUAUGUAUUAUUAGUGGCGCGUGGCGUAAACGGAUAAUAGCUAUUGUAAUUUAUUUCCCUGCGAAUAUUAACUGUACCAUUUAAAUUAUUGUUUAAACAUAUUUUGUAUUGUUGUUAGACUUUUCUAUAGGUGCCAAUUGUGAUAAAUUAGGAAGCCUAAUUGAUUGUUAUAUUUGAUUUUAUGCGGUGACGUUUGCUCGGGUGUGAUACGUGUGCCGGCUGCGACCGGGGAGGCGCGUGUGACAAUAAAUGUGGAUGGAUGCGAGUGCUAGUCUCGAGGAUGUUCGGUAAACAAAGAAACGGCAUUAAAUGCAUUACAUUUAUUCUCUUGUUUCAUUUCAUUUUAUCACAGUAACAUAAAAGUAUGUACAAAAAUAUACAAUUUUAAAACUUAAACAAUAUCAGAAAAUACUGAGGUAUAUCUAUGACCUCUAGAGAAAGUACUUUCUCUUGAGAUCAGAGAUUUCACAUAACAUUUCCUUUAACGAUAUCACUGUAUAUCGCAUUCAAUUGUAUGGAAUUAUCACAUUAUUAGAAUAAGCUGUCAAAAUCAAUAGGUGUAGGUCGAUUCUGUAUCUCUCUCCAAAAUUGAAACAAUAUUCUCAAACAAAAUAUCUUUGUUCCCUUUUUUUUU
Galleria mellonella (greater wax moth) is the source of this 4399-nucleotide messenger RNA. RefSeq names its product SUN domain-containing ossification factor. The transcript has 4 exons. The coding region runs from base 536 to 3733 and encodes 1065 amino acids. Gene Ontology annotation, cellular component: membrane; cytoplasm. Gene Ontology annotation, biological process: protein folding in endoplasmic reticulum. The record is from RefSeq and is a predicted model, not a curated record. NCBI's taxonomy places the organism in Eukaryota, Metazoa, Arthropoda, Insecta, Lepidoptera, Pyralidae.